CCUCACCCCCGCAGGAGCCCUGAUGCAGGCCAAAUACUUCAGCACGAACAGCAUGCUGGAUGAUGAAUGGAACACCACCUUCAGCCUGCAUUCUCGAGCCUCCACUCCUCCCCAGCGUCCGGAGCCUGGGCACACAGAGAACCCACCUCCGUCUUCAGUGUGGCGACCAGUGGCCUUGACCCUGAUCAUUUUGUGCCUGGUGCUGCUGAUUGGCCUGGCAAUACUGGCGUUUAUGUUUUUUCAGUUCUACCAGCUCUCCAAUACUCAGAAAGACAGCAUUAAUAAACUGGAAGAAAGAUUGGGGAAUCUCUCUCAACAACUGCACACUCUCCAAGCCGAGAACAGGAAGCUUGCAGAGACUCUGCAGUGGGUGGCUGAAAAAUACUGUCGUGAGCUCUAUAACAAAACCGGAGAGCACAGAUGUAGCCCUUGUCCAGAAAAGUGGAAUUGGCAUGGAGACAAAUGCUACCAAUUUUAUAAAGAGAGCAAGAGUUGGCAGGACUGUGACUACUUCUGUAUUGCUGAGAACUCAACCAUGCUGAAGACAAACACACAAGAAGUGCUGUUUGCCGUGCCUCGGAGCUACUCUGAGUUUUUCUACUCUUACUGGAUAGGACUGUCCCGCAACGGCAGUGGCCAGGCCUGGCAGUGGGUGGACGGAGCACCUUACACCUGUGAACUGUUUAAGAUUAAAACAGAUGGCACCACUCUAAGAGACAGGGACUGUGCGACCAUUUUCAAUGGGAUGAUUUUCUCAAAGGACUGCCGGGAGUUGAGGCGGUGUGCAUGUGAAAAAGCGGCCAUAAGAUACUUUCAUAUCCACUAUCUCUUGGGAUCAAGCUAAUCCAUGUUCGAGGAGCCUGCAGACCUAGGACACAGAUCGUCUACAGAUGUAUUUGAAGAAAUUCAUUCACUUUAAAAGAGAUAUUCUCUCCAGACGGUUGCUGGCAUUUUACAUAUAAACUUUAUCUUCACAAUAUUCCGGGAACAUGAGCAAGGAAAGGGGUCAUUUUUACCUGGAGCACACACACAAGGUGGAUGCCUGGCGAUAAGUGAUUUACUCCAGAUAAUAAUCGCAAGCACUGAUCCAGUGUCAAACUCUAUGCAAGGUACCGUUCUCAGCAACUUACAUAUAUGAAUGAUCUAAACCUCAAAAAUAUUUUGAAAUAAGUUCUAUUAUUGUUUUACCAUAAAGAAAUUGAGGCACAGAGGGAUGCCGUUAAAACUGCUGGGGAGCUACCCUUUGCGGGCCAGCCCGUGCGCCCUUUGACUUGUGGGCGGUGGGAUGUCACGAGAGGGCGGAGGGAGGCGCCCCGCUGGCCUUGCGGGCGACAG
This is a messenger RNA of Miniopterus natalensis, 1335 nucleotides long. It is a transcript of the gene CLEC1A, whose product is annotated as C-type lectin domain family 1 member A. The record is from RefSeq and is a predicted model, not a curated record. Gene Ontology annotation, biological process: signal transduction. Gene Ontology annotation, molecular function: transmembrane signaling receptor activity. NCBI's taxonomy places the organism in Eukaryota, Metazoa, Chordata, Mammalia, Chiroptera, Miniopteridae. Gene Ontology annotation, cellular component: plasma membrane.